UUUAGAAUGUUGUGGAGAGAAAAUGGCAUAUUCAUUUAUUGUCCAAACAAACGAAAAAUUAACUGAAAAUUUAAUGAGUGGAAAAACAUUUGAUUGUAAACAUUUACCUUUACUUCAUACAUACAAACUUGCUGACAAAUACAAAAUUCAACAAAAAAUACCCGUUAGUUAA
Meloidogyne enterolobii is the source of this 172-nucleotide messenger RNA. The record is from the annotation of a GenBank genome assembly. Lineage: Eukaryota; Metazoa; Nematoda; Chromadorea; Rhabditida; Meloidogynidae.